UCCGAAGAAGAGAGCAUGGCAUCGACCGACGCUGCCUCGCUGCUUCCCGAGAACCUCUCGCUGGGCGGCGGGCACGCCGCGCCGCAGUCGGUCUCUUCGUACAUGGGGGGCGACAGCCGGGGCUCGUCCCCCUGCGGUCCGGACCUGCCGCCGCCCCUGCCACCCGCGUUCAACGCGGCCGCGCUCUGCGACCAGUUCUGCUCGGUGAUCAACGGCUUCCGCGGCGGCCUCGACCCGCUGUCGUCGGCGGCCGCCGCGGCGCGACUCAAGAGUCCGUCCCGGUCGGUGGCCGCGGACGCCACCGACUGCCGCCUCAUCGAGUACCGCGGCGAGAAGGUGGCCGCGUUCGCGUACCGCGGCGAGUACCUGCUGUGCCUGCCGCAGGCGUUCGAGCUGUUCCUCAAGCACCUGGUUGGAGGCCUGCACACCGUUUACACCAAGCUCAAGCGGCUGGGCAUCAGCCCCAUCGUGUGCAACGUGGAGCAGGUGCGCGUGCUGCGCGGACUGGGCGCCAUCCAGCCCGGCGUGAACCGGUGCAAGCUGUUGUCGUGCAAGGACUUCGACUCGCUGUACAAGGACUGCACCACUGCCAGACAACAGACGGGAGAAGGACGAAGAACAUCACUACCGGGUCGACCCCCGAAGCGCGCCUCCCUGGUGGGCCUCGGCGGCCGCUCGGGCUACCCUCCGCUGCUCAAACCUGGAGCCGAGAUGGACUACGACGCGGUCAUUAAGUCUGAGAACAUUCGUUGCGCCGAGGAAGCUGAUCUGAACAUCCCAGCCGUGUUAUUCAAGAUGUGGAGCCAAGGUGCCCGUCCAACGAUGACCUCGGACAAGCUGUCCGCGAGCAGCGCGGCGGCCGCGUACCAGGCUGCCCUUGGUGUGUCCCCAAUGGAGCAGCAGGCGCUAAGCAUGCUGGGCCUGGGAGCCCACAGCGCCAACCACCCGUCGGCCACUGCCGCUGCCGCAGCAGCCGCUGCCUACCAGAGGCACCUGCUAGCCGGAGGACUGGCGCUGCCAUUGGCAGCGGCCGGCAUGGCCCAACUGGGACGUCCUGUCGGCGGACACGACAAGCUCAGGCAACAACAGCACCAGCAACAGCAACAGCACCAGCAGCAGCAACAGCACCAGCAGCAACAACAAGCCGCGGCACACGGGCUGGACCUGUGCAGUCCCAGAAACAGUGACGAGUAUGGAGAGAAAGAGAAGAUGCGUGCGACGGACCCUAAUAGAAGAUCAAUGAGUCCUGGAUGGCCUGUGGGAGAACACGAGCUCGCUUCGGCGCUCAACCUGUCUCAAAACGGCGGUGGUGGAGGCAUGCCGCCGCGUGACAGAGACUACGUCGACAGUCACCAGAGGGCGAGGGACGACGAUGAGAUGCAGGCGGAGUCCGAUUACGCCGACGACCGGGAGCAAGGUGACCUUAGCGGUGACGACUCGGAAGCGAGCCUGUCGAGUUCCGGCGGUGGCGAGAAGCGCACCUCUUCGCAGGACGGCGAGGCCCAACUCUUUAUGGAGCGGGCGGGUCUGCUCGCAGCUAGGGGCAUGGGCUCCGUGGAGACCCUCCUGCAGAACAUCCUCGGUUUGCUCAAGGUGGCCGAGGAGAACGCCAGGCAACAGGAGCAGCAGGUUCACAUGGAGAGGGCGGAACUAAAAGUGGAAAUUCUGCGGGAGCGCGAACUUAGAGAAGGUCUUGAGAAAAAGCUUCAGGAGGAACAGACCAAAAGAGUGUUCUACCAGAAAAGACUUCGACGCGAGAAGCGCUGCCGGCGACAGGUGCAAGACCAGCUUGAAGGCGAAGUCAAGAAGAGGGCACGGUGCGAGGAAGCUCUUCGCUCUACUCUCGUGGAGUCGCAGCAGACGCCCAAAGAAACAUUACAAGAAGAAAUCAAGAGCGAGGACACUAUCGCCAUGGAGUCAGACAACAGCGUUAAGAGCCGGUAGGUCUAGCGACACCGUCGUGCAUCCGCAACCCGAAAGCUCGCUAUGGACACCAAGCUAGCCGGAGGCCCGUGGCUCAUCGAGUGCGAGGAACAGCGUCGACAAACGUACACCACGCGUCCUUCGAAGCGACGCCAGGUCUCCGGUCUCGUCGACAUAUCCACCGGACAGUAUAGUGCGUGCAGCCAUAUCAAGACUGGUUAUUGUGCGGACACCAGCCGGUGUGCAAUUGUGCGUGUGUGAUUAUUUUUCCUUUCUCUUGUUUGUUUUGUUUUUUUCUUGUGCGAUGGUGGUAUGGACAAUGCGAGCUGCGUAUCGCUCGCCUCGCUGCAGCAAUUAUCACCAGAGCGGACACUCUCUGCACGUACGUUGCGCACUGAGAUCAUCCAAGUUCACACCGCAUAACGAGUUCGCUGGACCAAACUCUGUCAUCCCCGCUUGAUGACUGACUGACCGUGUUGCUGUUCGAACACCACAGCGAAGAGCUAUAUCUGGAACCCUUCAUGUGUUUGUGUGUGUCAUCUUGCGAAAAGCUUCACGUCGCUUUGUUAAGAAAGGCUGAAAAGCUUGAAUAGUUGACAAUAGAUAGCGUCGUUCACGAUUGUGAGCGUAGGUCACCUACAAUAACGCUUGCUGGAGACGCGAAAGACGCGCGAUGAGCUAAGUUGUAUACAUUGUCGCAUUUUGUCGCUUCGCGUUAGAAGGUUUCAACAACGCAAACAAAUUCUGGUCGCUUGACAACGAGCGCAUACUCUCAAAGACCGUGUCACUUUGGGACGUCCCACCGAUUUCUGGACUAUUAUCACUUAUUACUUAACAUACGAAUGGUAUAAGACACGCGGAGCAUGAGCGCGGCACAAUGACAUGCAGUAUUUGACCGCAGAGUACCCAGUUGCAGGUCACAUGUUCGUGUGUGUGUGUAUGUGCUGUAAUGAUGCUUGAUUGUGUCUGCACGAUGUCACUCUGGUCGUGAAACUUAACGAGGGCUUAACAAAGACAAAGAAGUAGAGUAGUAUUUACCACACACGUGUUUCGACGAAGAGGCAUUUCUUUUUCGCCACAACGGCACACUAGCCGUAAAGAGGCGUGUGCAUUCUUUCUGCCGGUGACCCAAGCGAAAUAUUUAGCUUGGACAAUAAUUUGUAUAUUUAUUCUCUGCGUAAUUCCUCGCUGGAUUCUAAGAGCGAGUGCUCUGAGUCACCUAUAGAACUUCGAGAUGUUCAAUGUUGCGCUGGCAUCGCUGGAGUGCAUAGUAGGGCCUACUGGUUUUCAUGUGUAUGUCUGUUUUGUUUGUGUUCAGUGCACGAUAAACUAUGAGAAUCUGAAACAC
Molecule: messenger RNA, 3271 nt
Organism: Rhipicephalus microplus (southern cattle tick)
Lineage: Eukaryota; Metazoa; Arthropoda; Arachnida; Ixodida; Ixodidae
Product: dachshund homolog 1
Biological process (GO): regulation of transcription by RNA polymerase II
Cellular component (GO): transcription regulator complex; nucleus
Molecular function (GO): DNA-binding transcription factor activity, RNA polymerase II-specific; RNA polymerase II cis-regulatory region sequence-specific DNA binding
Source: RefSeq, a predicted model, not a curated record